Messenger RNA from Aspergillus pseudonomiae, 2856 nucleotides. Its product is annotated as patatin-like phospholipase family protein. The transcript is spliced from 6 exons. Lineage: Eukaryota; Fungi; Ascomycota; Eurotiomycetes; Eurotiales; Aspergillaceae. The record is from RefSeq and is a predicted model, not a curated record. Gene Ontology annotation, cellular component: membrane. Bases 1 to 2856 code for a protein of 951 amino acids. Gene Ontology annotation, biological process: arachidonate metabolic process.
AUGGCGAAGUGCGAGCAUAACUUCUGGAUAGAGCUGGUAAAGCACAAGGCUGUGCCGCAGCUAAAAAGUGCGUCCAGGCUUGCGCGGCUGGUUGGAGAGCUGCCCGAACCAGCGGCGCAAUCGCCGCAGAUGGUAUUUUUCAUGGGUCGUAAACUAAAAGACCAAGCACUGCGGCAAUUGUGCCGCAGCAAUUACCGUGGGCAGUCUCGCCACAGGCGAUCCAUCACGCUGCGCUCUGACAAUCGCACGUUACAUACCCGGCAGCCUCGCUUUUUCGCCGAUUGUGAUCCUACCAAUCGCGUGCUGCCAACAGCCAUUGACAGUGUGUAUCACUGCCAUGAAGAGCGUGUUUACCCGUUGGAAUUGCCUGCGGUGGAAUAUUCCUUACACGAUAUUAUCAUGUCACGAUUGCUUUUCCUUGUAGUGGAUGUGAUCUGCAUAUUUGCGGACGAUGUUGGUGGCUUGGAAGGUGUCCGACAACUUCUGUCUACUUGGAUAAAUAUUGGAUCUUCUUCCUCCCUUCCACAUACGGUUAGACCCAGGGUCAUCGUUGUAACCAGCAGCCAGACCGAAAGUAUCACUCACAGCCUGCUGGACGAAGAAGACUUUAUCUUCCAACUUCUCCAUGUAGGUAAGCUACAGUUUUUCUCAGCUUUCGGGGAUAUACAAAUCUCUCGACUGCCUGCCGAAGAACUUUCCCCUGAUGCUCGUUAUAUAACGCUUGGUGGAGAUAUAUCCCGCCAACUCCAGAUUGCUAAGAACGAUCGUGACUAUCAUGGUGUUCUGUUUUCCGGAAAACAUCUAAAUGCGUUCUUUGAGCUUGCCCUGCAGCAUGCAACAGCGCAGUUGCUUCGUCCAUUUAAUUUCAUACUGGCUGCGCGUCAGAAGAACCCCAUCGACGGGGCCUUUACAUCUCACCUUAUCAAUUUCCUGAAGUUGGGAAACCAGACACGGGCACCAUAUGAUGAAAUGGCGUCCUAUGUCGCCUCUGCUAUAUUGAUGGAUGCCUACCCCCCCGGGAUGCAUGGGUUUAAUCCUGCAGAUGUCUUCCACAAACUUUACGGAGACACCACUGAUGCCCUCGCGACUCUGCAGUGCACCCGAAUAAAAGGACAUCUAACUAUGCUGUUUGACAGGAUGGUGGAAACCUUGAAACCAUCGUCGGAGAUUCAUAAACAUAAUCUGGCGCAGCAGCAAAAGUAUUGGCGCUGGACAAGGUCAAAUGUUACCUGUCUAUUCUGCCUUCGGCGCUACCCCGAGCACACCCAGGUGUGUGGCCACGCGAUAUGUGACACAUGCACAGAGAUAUUUGGAGAGCCAGCGCCACAUAGUGAAGCCGAGUACCUUAUUCGGGACUGUAUAUUGUGUGGCACCUUGAAACAUCUCACUAUUCGGCUUGCACCGCCAACCGCCGCGCCGCGGGUAUUGAGUAUUGACGGUGGGGGACCUCGCGGUAUCAUUCCGUUGGAAAAUCUGGAGAUACUGCAAGAGAUUCUUGGACCUGAGAUCCCCUUGGUCGAUAUGUUUGAACUAAAAGCUGGAACCAGUGCCGGGGGUAUCAUAGUUCUUAGCUGGACUAUUCUCCGCCUUUCCAUCUCGCAGUGCAAGAAAAUGUUUCAAUCACUGACAAAAAGCGCACUAUCUCCAAAGUGCAAGAAAGGGUUGCUCAGCCGAUGGCUGUCCGAUGAGACUUACGAUAGUCAGGUGUUUGAGAACAUACUAAAGGAGCACUACGGGCCAACACGGCGGCUUUUUGACCCACCACCAUCGUUAGUAUGUUCUGGAAAGGUCGUGGUCACAGCAAGUUCGAUUAGUGACGGGGCACCAUUCAUUUUCACCAAUUACAAUGGUGCAGCUCCUCAUCGAGCAGAGCCAGUUUGUGGUAGACUGCGGCCGAAUGUCGACGAUGAGCCUUUUAUUUGGCAGGUUGCGCGUGCUACCUCUGCUGCUCCACCUUUAUUUUCUACGAUUGAUCUACCCGGCAUCGGAACAUUUCAAGAUGGCGGUAUGGGGCGCCACAACAACCCUGUUAACCUAGCGUUGUCAGAGUCAAAGCACUUGUGGCCUAGUUCCCCCGGCCCUGAUGUUGUUAUUACCCUUGGAACUGCGUCUGAAACAAGGCCCUCACGGCCAUCAAGUUUUCGGAAUAUUGUCGUGGAUGGGUGGGUUCCUCGCGUGUACCGCUCUCUAAGGGCGAGCUUUGACGGCCGUACUACAUGGAAGGAACUAGAGGACCGUUUGGACACAGGAUCCCUCGAUAAUUUCUUUAGGUUCGAUGUGAGCCUUCCGAAUGAGCUGCCUGCAAUGGACAAUACCAAGUGUAUGGAGCACUUGUCCCGUCAAGCACGAAAGGAAACAAAUGAGUGUUACGAUAUCAGAGCCUCGGCAUUAGCCUUGCUUGGAUCAUGCUUUUUCUUUAAGCUAGAAGCUAUGCCAGAUUAUCGAGAUGGUCUUUUCCUUUGUAGGGGAACGAUUCGAUGUCGUGCAAGCGCACGACCUCUCCUGAACCGCCUACUAGAGAUGGAGCCGAACACACGGGGAUUCUAUAAGGACAAUCUGGAGUUAGGCCUUCCUUUAUCAGCUGAUGAUAUAUGUGCUACGUGUCAUCGAUACUGUUUACCAGUUCGGUUCUUGGUUCGAGAUCUCUACGAAAAGUUUUCUCUGUCUCUACGACUUGAAGGAACGGCUCGUCGAUUGAGCGCUUUCCCAAAUACAAUACAGUGGUUCAUAGAUCAACAAAGACUUGAUUGCCCUUUUGGAUCAGCAAACCACAAUAUACCAUUUCAAAUGGAGUGUCCGGAUUGCAGUACUCAUGCCUUGGAAAAAGGUAGAAAGAGGAAGUAUAUCGAGAUUUAA